AUGACUGCUAGCACUCACCAAUACAACUACAACCGGAGAAAUUCACACACGACACCGUAUACAGUCCCACAUAAACCUAUACUUCAACACCACAAUGCCUCGUCGGUACUGGAUCCUCUGACUUUGCAUGUGCAACCCUCGUAUCAAAACUAUACCAAUGCUCAAGCGAAUGUCCCGCAACACCCACAGCCGAGUCUGGCAGCGGCAAUACCAAAAAUCGAACAAGCAUCACCUCCAGCACCACCACCAACUCAACUGCCAGUAGGUAUACAUUCUUCUCAAUAUCCACAGCAGUAUCGACAGCAGAAUAAUGGAGCACGCAGAGACUCUCACGAUGCAACUUCAGCUAUAGCCUCAGCCACCACCACCACUACUCAUAACAGUAACGUGGUGCCGAAGUUAUCGCGAGAGUUUGUUGUGCGUAGAAUAAGCGAAGGGGAAACCGGUAGAGUCAAGGAAGAACUCCGCUGCGAGGCGUGCGGCAAAGGCUACAAACAUAUAUCGUCAUUGGCCAAACACUUAUGGGAACACACCCCCGAAUGGAACGUUACGAAAAAACUAUUAAUCUCAAAGCAUCAACAAGUUCAAUUAUUGGAAGCAGCAAGCAUCCUCGUUGGCAUGACCAAUGAAAAUGGCAACCACCAUAGCAAUGAGCCAAUGGCACAGCAGAGGAUGAUGAUGAUGAAUGCCAGGGCCCCGUCCGAACAAGCUACCGAUUUGAAUUCGCCCUUUUCGCCACAAAGCGAGCACAGUGCUGUUGCAGACAACAACUCGCUGAAUACACCUACUCCACCGGCAACCGCACCAAACACGCAGCCACGCUACGAAUCCGACCUUGGUGGCAAAAAUGAAAUGUACCAAGUGAAAACAGACCGGGAUCGAGCACACUCGGUUUCGCAUUUCCCUCCAUCUAGACCUCGAGACGACCCAAUCUCGCCUCUUUUACAAAACAACACAAUUGCAAAUGGUCAAUAUCCACAGGGACAGAACUAUGGCACUACCAUAUUACUGCAUGGCGAGCUGGGCUUAAAGUCCCCCACCAAGACUUCUUUUGAAAACAAUCAUGCAGUGGCCGGGGGGGACUUUGACGGGCCAAUCAAGACUAAAUUCCUCGUUGUUGAAGAGCCACUGACGUAUGCUAAAAAGGCGAAGAAGGCAUAA
Messenger RNA from Lodderomyces beijingensis, 1161 nucleotides. Lineage: Eukaryota; Fungi; Ascomycota; Pichiomycetes; Serinales; Debaryomycetaceae. The record is from the annotation of a GenBank genome assembly.